UCACACAGUACUCUCACAGUCACUGGCUGCCGAAAAACAAAACGACGCGUUGCUGCUGUGAAAGAAAAUACGAAAAACAUCCAAGGUCUUGGAAAUGUUAAUUUAAAAACAGGAGUAGCACGAUCUUAGCUUCCGAUAACACCAGCCACUACGUGUGAGUGGCGGAAGUAUCCAGGCAAGCUGAUCUUAAAGGAGUACAACAAAUAACCUGAGCAAGUAGUACAGUGUAGUAGUAUUAUUAUUGUUAUAUUUCCUGUAAUUGAAACAAAGCUUUUAAGAAAAAUGUCAACCAUCAACCAGAAAAUGUCACUUAUCCAGUCAACAGCGGGAGCUGUGCCUGUCAAAAAUGAAAAAGGUCAAGUUAGUAUGCAGAAAGUGAAAGUAAAGCGCUAUGUAUCAGGCAAAAGACCGGACUAUGCGCCAGACUCUAGCGAUGAAGAAGAUGAAGAUCUUGAAGUACCUUUCAGUCGUCAGCAACGUAAAGCACCUGUACAGAUGAGUAGAUCAAUUGCUGAAGAAGAGGACCCACGUUUGCGACGAUUAAAAGAACAUCGGCAAGACAUGGAAGAUGAAGAUGAAGACGAUAGAAUUUCAAGACAUAGACAUAUCAUGGAGCCAGAAAUAGUUGAAGAAAGUGGUGAAGAAAUGGAAGAGGAUGAAGAUAGUGAUGAUGUUGGACGUAGGGUUCGCAUCAGACCGGAUGAAGAGAGCAGCUCUGAUGAUGAAGAACUAGAAGAGGAUGAGAUAGAAAAACGUAGAUCUUUGAUGAGAAUGCGGGCUCAGGAAAGAGCACGUGAGCAGAUGCAGGAAGAGCUGCUAGAGAAGGAGGACGAAGGUUCGGAAAAAGAAGAAUUGAUGUCAGAAUCGUCAGAAUAUGAAUCCUACUCAGACUCGGAGGACGAGACUGGACCUAGGUUAAAGCCAGUUUUUGUUGCAAAAAAAGACCGUGUGACAGUCCAAGAACGAGAGGUUGAGGCUCAGAAAAUAAAGGAAUUGGAGUUGAAAGCCAAGAAACUUGCAGAAGACAGAAAGCUAGAAUCCCUAAGGUUGAUAGAGAGUGAAGCCCGGCGAGAGCUUGAAGAAUCCGAGAAUGUUAGCAAAGAUGCUUUUGAAUUGAAUGCCAUCGUUACGGAUGACGAGAAUGAUGAAGAAGAAUAUGAGGCCUGGAAAGUAAGGGAGUUAAAGAGAUUGAAACGAGACAAGGAAGAAAAAGAACAGAGAGAGAAGGAGCAGCAAGAAGUAGACAGACUACGAAAUAUGACAGAAGAAGAAAGAAGGAAGGAGCUCCACAACAAUCCUAAAACGAUCACUAAUAAAGCAGAUAAAGGACGCUACAAAUUUUUACAGAAGUAUUACCAUCGUGGUGCUUUCUUCAUGGAUGAAGAAGAAGGCAUAUUUAAGAGGGAUUACUCCAAGGCUACACUAGAUGACCACUUUGACAAGACAGUUCUACCAAAGGUUAUGCAGGUAAAGAAUUUUGGCCGGUCUGGCAGAACCAAGUACACCCACUUACUGGAUCAGGACACAACACAAUUUGAUUCGCCUUGGAACUCAGAUAGCGUUAUUGGAAGAAAAUUUCAGAACUUGGCUGGUGGGAUGAAGCAGUCGUUUGGGAAACCAACGAGCAAGAAAUCCAAGGACUCGAGUACAUGAGGCAGUUGCAAUGGACAAUGCCCUUGUGGAUCUGUGCUCUCUUAUUUGUUGAGCAUUUGUAGGAAGGACUGUAUAGCCUUAAUAUCAACUAUUUAACAGCUUUCUGAUACUGUAUUGUGAUUAAAAUGAUACAAGCCAAGAAUUCCUGAUCAUAUCUAAUUGAUAAAGAUUUAUUCUUACAGUGGUGGAUGCAGGUAUUGGAAAUAGAGGGGCCGGGUUACACAAUUUUAAGGCACUGUUUGUUUUUUUCAUAACCAAAUUUUAUAAUUUUCAGAAAGUUUGGGGCCCGGGCCUCCUACAACACUGUAUCUGCCCCAUCUUUUUUAUGUGGGUGGAUGAAUUCACCAGUCGUGUGUAUAUUGGAAGUAGAGUUUAUGAUGCAGCAGUCAUCUACAGAGGCAAUAGAUCAGUCAGCAAGGAAUGACACCAGCUUACUGAUUUAUUUCAGCUGUUUUGUCACUGCACUCGAUAAAGUGCAAGUAUUGUUAAGGAAGCGAACAAUCAUGAGUAACAUGAUGUUGCAGAAGUUUCCAAUUUUGAAAAACACAAUUGAUGGCAUUUGCAUUAAAUUAUAUCAACUAGUGUUUUGAUAAUAA
Anneissia japonica is the source of this 2249-nucleotide messenger RNA. RefSeq names its product microfibrillar-associated protein 1-like. The coding region runs from base 283 to 1653 and encodes 456 amino acids. Gene Ontology annotation, biological process: mRNA splicing, via spliceosome. The transcript is spliced from 10 exons. The record is from RefSeq and is a predicted model, not a curated record. Gene Ontology annotation, cellular component: U2-type spliceosomal complex. Gene Ontology annotation, molecular function: RNA binding. Lineage: Eukaryota; Metazoa; Echinodermata; Crinoidea; Comatulida; Comatulidae.